AUGAAUUUUAAUACGCAAGGAACUAGUAAUGCCUUUGGUUCUUCCAGUGGGUUUUCAUUCAAUAACAGUAACAAUACCAAUUCUAAUGCAGCCUCUCCCUUUGGUAACUUGAAUAAUUCUUCAAAUAAUAAUACUAAUACCAAUACUAGUGCCUUUGGUUCAGCUGCUAAUAACAAUUCUACCACUGGUGGCUCCGCUGGCACUAGUGCCUUUGGUAAUACUAAUAAUACUUCUUCCUUUGGUAGUAGUGCCUUUGGUAAUUUAAAUUCAAACAAUAAUUCAUCCUUUGGUAAGAAUACGUUUGGUGAUAAUAAUACUAAUAAUAAUGCACCUAAAUUUAGUGGGUUCAGUGCUGCAGCAAAUUCCAAUACUCCUAGUAAACCUGCAUUCGGCGGGUUUGGUUAUAAUGCUUCCACCUCAAAUAGUCUAUUUGGAGGCUCUACUAAUUCUACAUCUAAUAAUAACAAUACCACCUCUCAGCCUUCAACAAGUUUAUUUGGUGGUGCUAACGCUAAUACUGCCACUCAAUCAAAUUCAAGUAUAUUUGGCGGUAGUGGUGCUAACAAUAACAACACAUCUCAGCCAGCAACUAAUCUGUUUGGUAAAUCAGCUACUAAUACAACAGCUCAACAGGCAACAAGUUUGUUUGGAAAUUCUACAGCUAAUGCUACCUCACAACCAACUUCAAGUGUAUUUGGGACUUCUGCUACUAACACCUCAUCUCAACCUGCAACAGGUGUCUUAGGGAAUAAUACUACAACCAAAUCGUCUACUAGUAUCUUUGGUAAAACAGAUUCUAAUACUACUUCUCAACAUGCUGGUAGUUUGUUGGGUGCUACAUCAACAAAUCUUAACGAUGCCACUUCAAAGGAAAACAGUCAGCCAAGUUUAUUCGGUGCUAAUAAUUCAUCUGCCAACAAUUCUCCCUCUAGUAUUCUUGGUGCUAAGAAUACAGUCAACAAUCAAAGUACUUCAUCAAUGUUUGGUUCUACAGGAAAUGCAGCCCCUGCAAGCAUAUCUGAUAACUCUUCUGCUGUCAAAUCUUCAGGUAGUUUAUUCGGUGCCUCCACUAAUAAUGCAUUUAAUUUAUCGUCUACAAAUAAGACAAGCACUCCGGCCUUCUCCUUCGAUGCUGCUAAAAAGGAUGAUGAUCCUAAUAAACCAUCCGGGGUUUCUUUUAAUAUCUCCAGUACCACUCAGACAAAAGAUGAAUCUGCAAAGCCUUCAGGGUUUUCCCUGAGUGCUAAAACAUCUGAAUCAUCAAAACCUAAUAUUUUCUCGAUGGGUAAUAAAGAUUCUACAGAGAAGAAAACAGAAUCUUCUACUAUAAAGUCUGGAUCCUCAACUCCUGCAUUCUCGUUUGGAACAACUACAGAUGACAAGAAAGCAGAAUCUUCAAAACCUGCGUUUUCUUUUGGAGCAGCUACAGAUGAAAAGAAAACUGAGCCUUCAAAACCUGCAUUUUCGUUUGGAACAACUUCAGAUGAAAAGAAAACUGAAUCUUCGAAACCUGCAUUCUCCUUUGGAGCCGAGAAGAAGGAUGAGUUGCCAAAAUCUACUUUUUCAUUUGACACUCAAAAGAAAGCUGAUUCUACUUCCACUAAUGCAACAACUACUGGAUUUUCCUUAGGCGGUCUUGGUUCUACAACGUCUGCAGCAGAUGAUAAAAAAUCAUCUAGUACAACUUCUAAACCCGCAUUUUCAUUCACAUCUACUCAAAAGAAAGAUACUACUCCAACACCAACUCUUUCCUUAGACGGAUCCUCCGCUUCAAAAGAAGAGAAGACUUCUACAACUAAGCCAGCAUUUUCCUUUGGAGGUUCCACUACUACUUCAGCAGGAGAAAGUGAUUCUAAAGCCAAACAAUCUUUCUCUUUUGGUAACAGCACUACUAAUACAAAAACUGAAACAGCAAAACCUGCUGCAUUUUCUUUCAGAGAAAAGAAAGAUGAUGCUGCUAAACCAGGAUUUUCAUUAGGAUCUUCAACAGAUAAAAAAGAAGAAUCUAAAUCAACUCCUGCUCCAACUUCUUCCACAACCGAAACUUCUAAAACUGAUAAACCAAAACCAUUAAAUUCUAAACCGGUAGAAAUUAAACCUGUAUCUUUAGAUAAUAAAACCUUGGAUGACUUAAUCACAAAAUGGACAAGUCAACUAUCUAAUUCUGCUAGCCAAUUUGAUAUUUAUUCUAAAAAAGUAAACCAAUGGGAUGAAGUUCUAGUCCAAGGUGGCGAAGAAAUUAGUCGUUUGUAUUCUGAUGCAGUUACUGCUGAACAAAAUCAAAAUAAGAUUGACCAAUCUUUACAAUAUAUUGAAAGACAGCAAGACGAGUUGGAGAUAUUCUUAGAUAAUUAUGAAAAGAAAACUGAUUCUCUGUUGGCUGAUAUAUUAUCUUCAAGCAAUGGCAGUGCGGCAAAUAAUAACGAUCAAAAGAGAGAACAAGCUUAUCGUACAGCUGAAACGCUUGACAAUAAUUUAAAUUCGUUGGCAUCAAACUUAUCAUCUUUAAUAUCAGAAAUAAACGCAGUUAGCAACACAUUUAACAAAGCAACAAGUUUAGGAUUUAGUAAUAAGGAUGAAAAUACUCAACUAGUGAAAUUAUUAAACACACAUUUAGAUGCAUUAAACUCAUUGAAUGAAUCAUCUGCUGCUUUAGAGACCAAAUUAAACUCUAUCAACAAAUAA
Messenger RNA from Henningerozyma blattae CBS 6284, 2685 nucleotides. It is a transcript of the gene NSP1, whose product is annotated as FG-nucleoporin NSP1. Gene Ontology annotation, biological process: protein import into nucleus; RNA export from nucleus. Bases 1 to 2685 code for a protein of 894 amino acids. Gene Ontology annotation, cellular component: nuclear pore central transport channel; nuclear pore. The record is from RefSeq and is a predicted model, not a curated record. Lineage: Eukaryota; Fungi; Ascomycota; Saccharomycetes; Saccharomycetales; Saccharomycetaceae. Gene Ontology annotation, molecular function: structural constituent of nuclear pore; phospholipid binding. The transcript has 2 exons.